Centrocercus urophasianus (Greater sage-grouse) is the source of this 2408-nucleotide messenger RNA. RefSeq names its product amyloid beta precursor protein binding family A member 2 (gene APBA2). Gene Ontology annotation, molecular function: protein binding; amyloid-beta binding. The record is from RefSeq and is a predicted model, not a curated record. Gene Ontology annotation, biological process: chemical synaptic transmission. Gene Ontology annotation, cellular component: dendritic spine; plasma membrane; cytoplasm. Lineage: Eukaryota; Metazoa; Chordata; Aves; Galliformes; Phasianidae. The transcript has 12 exons. Bases 1 to 2268 code for a protein of 755 amino acids.
AUGGCAAACAGGAAGCGUCAGAGCACUACAGCCAGCAUGCUGGAUCACAGAGCAAGAGCUUGCCCAACUUCAUCUCACAGCAGGGAGCCUGAAAAUGAGGAAAGUGAUCUUCCUAUUGAAGAUUACCCAGCAAAGGAGGCAGAACUAACAGCCAUCAGACAAGGCAGUCCUACACCCUUGGAACAUGAGUGCAACGAUCACAGCGGAGAUGGUGACUCCAGCUCUGACUAUGUGAAUAACACCUCUGAGGAGGAGGACUAUGAUGAAGGCUUGCCAGAAGAGGAGGAAGGGAUCACAUACUACAUUAGAUACUGUCCAGAGGAUGACAGUUACCUGGAAGGAAUGGACUGCAAUGGAGAAGAAUAUGCUGCCAAUGAGGAACACCAUGUUGAAACAGAUGAGUGUCAGGAAGCUGUAGAAGAGUGGUCUGAAGGUAAAAUUCAGCACCAGGAUGAAAAUGAGGUGACAGACAGGCAAGAGUGGCAGGAAGGUCAAGAUAACGGCAUUCAGGUUUUAGAGGAUGAAGCAUCAUCUUUGGAGAUUCAAGACCAAGAUGAGAAUAUACAAUAUUGUCAAAGUGAAGGUGGCUACCCGGACUAUUACCCAGCAGAGGCUAAUGGAAACUCACAGGGGAUAUCGCCAUAUCAUUCUAGAAAAGAGGAUGCAGAGCUGGAAGAGCAGGAAGAGGACAUUGACCAGAUUGUAGCAGAAAUCAAAAUGAGUAUGAGCAUGAGCAGCAUAAACAGUACGACAGAGAUGAGUCCAGAGCACACUGGGACUGAAAGCAUGGCACAUGACUAUAAAGAGACUUGUUCAAAGGGAGAAGCUGUUCACAGUGCUAACAGGCACGAAGGGAGGCCAAAAUCACUGAAUAUCCCAUCUGCUUCUAAGCAUGGUGGAGAUGUGCCUAGAGGUUUUAAAGCAAAAUCAAGAACUCCAGAGGACAGGCAGAAGUGGCCACAAGAGCAGGUGUGCAAUGGUAUAGAACAGCCAAGGAAGCAGCAGCGUUCUGACCUCAAUGGCCCAGUUGACAAUAAUAACACACCUGAGUCAAAGAAAGUAUCCUCAUUUCCAAGUUUUGUUGAUGUUCCAGGACCUUGCGAACCUGAAGACCUCAUUGAUGGAAUCAUCUUUGCAGCCAAUUACCUGGGCUCUACACAGCUGCUCUCUGAGCGCAACCCUUCCAAAAACAUAAGGAUGAUGCAGGCUCAAGAGGCAGUGAGCCGUGUUAAGAGGAUGCAAAAGGCGGCUAAAAUCAAGAAAAAAGCGACCUCAGAAGGAGAUUCCCAGGCCUUGACUGAGGUGGACCUGUUCAUCUCCACACAGAGAAUCAAAGUUCUAAAUGCAGACACACAGGAAACAAUGAUGGAUCAUGCACUGCGCACAAUCUCCUACAUUGCUGACAUUGGUAACAUUGUGGUUUUAAUGGCACGACGCCGCAUGCCGAGAUCAGCUUCUCAAGACUGCAUUGAAACAACACCUGGUGCCCAGGAAGGAAAGAAGCAGUAUAAAAUGAUAUGCCAUGUCUUCGAAUCAGAGGAUGCACAGCUGAUAGCUCAGUCUAUUGGUCAGGCUUUCAGCGUAGCUUACCAGGAGUUUUUAAGAGCCAAUGGAAUUAACCCUGAGGAUCUCAGUCAGAAAGAGUACAGUGACAUCAUCAAUACCCAGGAGAUGUACAACGAUGAUCUCAUACACUUUUCCAAUUCAGAAAACUGCAAAGAGCUCCAGCUAGAAAAACAGAAGGGAGAAAUUCUUGGAGUAGUGAUUGUGGAAUCUGGAUGGGGAUCCAUUCUACCCACUGUUAUCCUGGCAAACAUGAUGAAUGGAGGCCCUGCAGCCCGUUCAGGAAAACUAAGCAUUGGGGACCAGAUUAUGUCUAUUAAUGGGACCAGUUUAGUUGGUCUACCUCUUGCAACAUGCCAAGGGAUCAUAAAGGGUCUCAAGAAUCAGACACAAGUCAAACUGAACAUUGUCAGCUGCCCUCCCGUCACUACUGUACUCAUAAAACGGCCAGACUUGAAAUACCAGCUGGGAUUCAGCGUACAGAAUGGAAUUAUUUGCAGCUUGAUGCGAGGUGGAAUAGCUGAGAGGGGAGGGGUUAGAGUGGGUCAUCGUAUUAUUGAGAUCAAUGGACAGAGUGUUGUUGCAACUGCUCACGAGAAGAUAGUACAAGCACUGUCUAACUCAGUGGGAGAGAUUCAUAUGAAGACUAUGCCAGCUGCCAUGUUCAGGCUUCUAACUGGGCAAGAAACACCCCUAUACAUCUAGCAUGCGACUCUUGCAGGAGAAUGAUUAAAUGAUUCCAUCAAAGCCGAAUGAAUUAACGAUUCCACCAAAGCCCUCAUAGCUGAAGAGAAUUUUGUAUUUUGUACAAAUGAAAGGCUUUGAAGCUGCCAUGAGGACUCCGA